This is a messenger RNA of Podospora pseudopauciseta, 4022 nucleotides long. RefSeq lists its product as uncharacterized. The transcript has 5 exons. Bases 1317 to 3284 code for a protein of 655 amino acids. The record is from RefSeq and is a predicted model, not a curated record. Lineage: Eukaryota; Fungi; Ascomycota; Sordariomycetes; Sordariales; Podosporaceae.
UUGCAGUUGAGGGCACAACAUAUGUAAGUAAUAUGUGAGUCUCACCGACGGGAAGAGCGAUAAACAACAGACCGAUAGGAGCAACUUUAUAAGAGAAAGAUGCUGCAGGGUAUCUAUAUGAGCGCCGGCUAUUGCAGACAAUGUACAGCAUCUGUCCCCGUUUAUCCCAAGGACCGCCAGGGUCCGAAACCACGACAGCUCUUGACAUUCAGGCGUAUCUGGAAGGGGGCAACCCGGUUGUUUCUCUGCAGAGAUCAGCCAUCUUACAGCAAAUGAUGUCCUCGAGGCACAACUGCAACCCUACCACCCUCCGUGCCCCCUCCCUCCAGAGUCAGAGAUCAAAAAAGAUGUGGUGACACACAGGUUGUCGAUCUUGGUCAAUUUGAUGGGCCACUUGGGGAUUCCAUUUUCACCGAAGCCCGGCGAUAGACCACCCUAACCCAUUUCUCUCUAGAAGUCCCGCUCUCAUUGAUCCAGAGGUGGGGCUCCACAUUCUCCCACGAUUAGCGACUGCACAGGGGGUGCUCGAACGGGAAAAAGAAGGGGCACGAGGCACCUGAUGGAUGUAUACUGCCAUUUGUUGAUCUGUCACACUCACUUCACUCCCCUCAGCGCUUUGCAGAGGAAUGCUGCCCCGUUUCACUUUGCCAAAAAAAAAAAACAUUCCUGUCUCCUGGUCAGAACCGCCGGGCGAUUGGAAAUUGGUCCAAUGGGGUCAAACCGAGGGCAUCCUGGUCGACCUGGUGAACCUGGUCAGAGUCGCAGGCUAGCCAUCCCAACCCCUGGGUACCUGCUGGCUGCUGCUGCCCCCCCCCCCUCUCCAGGUUCGCUCACUGAAAAUGCCUCUUGGCACGGUGGGCUCUUUUAUUAAUCUCGCCUCUAGACACUCCUGGUUUGCAUGGUUCGUCCCUUGCUUGACCUCGUCCAACCCUGACCCGACUGGCCUCCUCGGAGGUGAUAUCGUCUCUUUCUGAAGAACAGACAGAAAUCCUUCCUCUUCUUCUCUUGCCCUUCUGCCUUCUGUUCCCCACCGCUUCUCCUUGUCGUUUGCUGUUGGCUACCAGGCUGUUUGUUUGAGGUGGUGUCGGUUGCUGUUCGUUUGGAAUAGACCCCCUUGCAGCGAUCGCUUCCAGGUUCGAGCUUGUACCGGGGAGCCAGAAGACGAAGAAAGCGGAACCGUGGACCGCCAGUUCGCCUUUUUUUCUUUUCACGAUGCGCGCUAUCUUUAAUGCUUAAUACCUUCUCCCGAUUGUCACGAUCGUCUUUGGUUCUGAUACGACAAUCGCACCGUGGCCUUUCUCGACAACUGCGGCAAGAUGGAGGGAUAUUUGAGCGUGCCCCCGGAUAGGGGCACGAUCAUUGGGAGGGCGUUGUGGAAGCCUCGAUAUCUGGUUGUGGGUGGCCCCCAGCGGGACCGGACGGCCGGUAUCAUGCGCGCGCCGUCCAACAGGAGCUCGGCUCCCAGGGAGCUGUUCAGAGUGCCAUCCGAAGGCAUCUAUCUGUCGAUCUACAAGUCCAAAGACGACCAAGAACCUUCACAGCAGUACUCAAUCAACAGCAUCACCGACUGUCAGGUGCAGAUGAUGGCCCAUCGUAAACAAGGACCUGUCCUCCCGACUCUGGUCAUCAACAUUAUUCCAGACCCGAUUGCGGACAAGCUGCGGAAGCGACGCUCAAGUCGUACGGCUGGCUUCACGUCCAACAAGGACACAGGACCGGCACAGCUGUUGUUCCGUAUCCUGGAUGAGCAACAGCAACAGCAGCAGCAGCAGCAGCAGCAGCCCAGACACAAUCUCCAGGACUGGUCUCGCUUCAUCCAGCAGCUCAUUCAGCCCAAUAUGCCGCCAGGCAGAGCGCCCCUGAGCCCGGUCACGCCCGCUUCACCAACAUUUGUCAACCCCUUUACCCGUCCAAGGGAAUUAAGCGACAGCCAGAGGCCAGGCAGCGGGAAUGCUGGACCGCGACCCGGAUUCACCAGGGGCCACACGACGCACUCUGGGCGCGACCGCCCUGUGACUUUCUCGGAUUCACCAAGUCUGCGAUCCAAGCGAAGUGAUCUUUCGUCGGCCACGAGCUCGAUUCAGACGCACCAUAUGGCUUUCCAGAAUUACACCACUAUGCUCCCGGCCGACCUCCCGUCCCCGGCCACCACCGUUGGCGAGUACCAGGGCGAGUUUAUCGAGGGGUGGACUUCGGCACAAGGGCGGUCCUCGGCUCUCAGCUCACCGGUGAGGGAACGGGGGAGUGUCAGUUCGGGCCCAACACCACUUGCGCCUAUUAUGGAUGCCGGUACAUCGCCUCCAGGGCCACGGGAAACCAUUCUGGACCGUGCUUUCCAAAUGCGGCGCAUUCCCGGCUCGGAACGUGAAGUUCCUGGCGAGGAGAAACUGACUUCAUUGGCCCGAUUUGAUGCUCUUAUGCGAGACAUGGAUGACAAAAGGAGGCAGCGAGAAGCUGAGGAUGCCAGGCGGAAGGCAGAGACAGCCGCUGCGGCUUCAGCGUCAGUUUCAGCCCUGGACGAACAAACUGGGCUGAAAAGCGCUUGGGACUUGGAUGAUGAUUCCUCGGAAUAUGACGACGAUGAUGAUGACGAUAGCGAUGGGGCAUUUGAUGAGGCGGAUUUGGACGGUGACCGGUUUUCAUCCCACCACAGUUCGGCUCAGCGGGCCUUGAAUUACAUUUCUGGACGACCAGACCUACGAGACCGACCUCACCCGCCACCAAGAACUCACUCGAUCAAGACCCCGCUUAGCUAUAACCAUGAGGCUCUGAUGGCAUUGUCAUCGAGUAGCGGUGUUCGACCCCAGACAGGCUACUCUGGCAACCGGACGAGGCCAGGCAUGUCUCAAAGAACACACUCCCAACCACAGCUGGCGACCAUCAUUGCCUCUUCUCCUUCAACAGCGCUGGCCGAGGAUUCACUGUCCAACCUCGGCCCCGGCUCGCCCCCUCCUCUGCAACGAAGCCAGACGGAAAAGCGGCAAUCCAACUCGAGCGCCAAACGCCUGAGCUUUAGCGAGUUCACCAAGAGGCUGAGCAGCACGAGCAGCUUGUUGCUGGUCCAGACCAACACAAGCAACACCAGCAGCCGGGGGAGCAACGGCGAAGCGGCCGACCCUCCCAUGCCGCAAUCACCACCUCAGAGUCUUCACCACCUCCAUCCCCGGGCUGCUCCACCAGCACCCCUGCCACCGCAGUCGCCAACUUCGAUGAGCGAGCGUGAUCGCUGCGGAUGGCGCGGCAGCGUCGGUGUCUUCGGUGCUGGCGAGGGGGGGUUUCUCUAACGAGCAACUGCCGCUAACUGCCGACCUAAGGGGCAUUCUGGAAAAUCGAAGGCAAAUCGAACGAUGCGAUGCUGCAAUGCUCGGAUGAGGACCAGCAUCAGACGAUGACACGAUGUUUGAGAGGGGGAACCCGGCAGAGACGUGAUUUUUGUGGGAACGAAAGGAUCCAGAUGCCUGGUUCCCCCGGGUGCCUGCUGUGGUAUCCACUGUUGUACGAACGAGAGGGGCCGUUGCUGGAUACCACCCCAGUUGUGGAUAUGAUUCUCAUGGUUGUUCUCAUUCUGCUGUCGUCGCUUGUAUCAUCUGUGGCUUUUUCAUCCUGGGUUUCUUGGACUCUUUUUCAUGCUUUUUAAUAUCAACGGCGUUUUCUUAAAUUUUUUAUUUUUUUUUUGUAAACUCUACGCAUUACACCACCACCACCACCACCAAACACGCCCCCGGCAUCACCUUCACAUACGACGACGACCUUACGGACGACGAGUCAUGAGGGAAUAACAACCACCACAAACAUUUUGCUGCACUUUUUGGGCGUUUUGAUAGUUUAUUUUUACCACGAUGGCGUCUUUGACAUGGAGAGAGAGACGGGGAUUGAUGAAGAAAAAGAGGAGGAAUGCACAACUUGCAUUAUUACGUUUUUGGGGUUUUGAUUUGACGCCUAUUCUCUGUAUUACAUGAUUCCCGCUUUUUAAACGACUUCCGUUUUUAUUUAUUUUUUGGUUUCUUGGGAGUCCAUUAUAC